Messenger RNA from Tripterygium wilfordii, 1320 nucleotides. RefSeq names its product putative DNA glycosylase At3g47830. The record is from RefSeq and is a predicted model, not a curated record. Lineage: Eukaryota; Viridiplantae; Streptophyta; Magnoliopsida; Celastrales; Celastraceae. Gene Ontology annotation, biological process: base-excision repair. Gene Ontology annotation, molecular function: catalytic activity. The transcript is spliced from 5 exons. The coding region runs from base 99 to 974 and encodes 291 amino acids.
ACAGGACCCAAACUGAACCCAGUUCGGAUCUUCCUUUUUCUAAAGACAAAGGCCCCAUAAAUCACAAUCCCUGCAAAAAAUAGUAGGGGGGAGAGAAAAUGCAGGAAGGUCGCAAAAGGAAGAAGCAAUUACAGAAACUGCAAAAGAAAUCAAAAUCAAAGACCAAAUUAGCAGAUAAAGAAGAGCCAUAUCGGACCCACAUUCGACCUACACCCGAUGAAUGCCGAGACGUUCGAGAUGAGCUCUUGGCGUUACAUGGUUUCCCUCAAGAAUUCGCCAAGUACCGCAGAGACCCACUUAGCCCAUCCCUAGAUGAUCGAAAUUCCGUCGUUGAGGAGACUGUUUUGGAUGGUCUGGUAAAGACUCUGCUCUCGCAGAACACAACGGAGGCUAAUUCUCAAAGGGCUUUCGCGUCACUUAAGUCUGCCUUCCCUACUUGGGAGGAUGUUGUUGCUGCAAAUUCAAAAUGUAUAGAGAAUGCCAUUAGGUGUGGAGGAUUGGCCACUACCAAGGCUGCUUGCAUCAAGAACAUACUGAGUUGUUUGCUAGAGAGAAAAGGCAAGUUGUGUUUGGAGUACAUGCGAGAUUUAUCAGUUGAAGAAAUCAAGGCUGAACUCUCAAGUUUCAAAGGAAUUGGCCCCAAAACGGUGGCUUGCGUUUUGAUGUUUAAUCUUCAGCACGAUGAUUUCCCGGUGGACACACAUGUGUUUGAGAUUGCAAAGACCAUUGGUUGGGUCCCAGACGUUGCUGAUCGGAAUAAGACGUACCUUCAUCUCAACCAAAGGAUCCCUAAUGAACUUAAAUUUGAUCUGAAUUGUCUUCUCUUCACUCAUGGAGAGGAAGGGCUCCUUGUGGAAUGGUGCAACCAGCUGGAGGUGCUAGCUCACCAAGCUGUGGUUUGCUUUGUGAUGCACUGUGGAUGGAACUCGUCAGGCUUGAGCCUUGGCGUGCUGAUGGUGAGCAUUCGACAAUGAUGUGACCAGCCAACUAAUGCUAAGUUUGUGGAAGGUUGGAGUGAGAGAGCUAAGGGGGAUGGAGAGAGCGUUGUGAUGCAUUGAAGAGGUUAUGGUUGGAGAGAAUACUGAAGAGAUUAUGAGAAAUGCCUGCAAGAACAGAGAGCUAGCCAAGAGAGCUGUUGGCUUAGGAGGGAGUUCUAAUAAGACUUGAGUGAAUUUGUCAUGAAGUUAAUCAAGGACAUGGGCAAGUUCUAUCUUUAAUAUGAACCUCCAAAGGGAAAAAAAAAUCACAUCUAGGUUUAUCUUUUGAACUAUGAUUACUGUAGUAACCGAUUUUCGUCCGGCCAAAAAAUACAAAAAUAAA